AUCUAUCGCACAUAAAUAUUUUUAAAGAUGGCGGCCAGGGGUCCCAUACAAUUUUGUUUUUCAACUGUUCGAUGGAUUCCAGUUUUAUUUAUUACUGCAAUCAUAUCAUGGUCAUAUUAUGCUUAUGUCAUUCAAAUGGUCGCUUGUUCGUAUAUAUUUGUUAAAUAACCACUGAUGUUUAAUCAUUCUCUCUUCCUCUUUAGUCACAAUUGAUAAUACUGCAGAAAAAAUUAUUCUGUCUAUUAUUUAUCAUCCCAUAUUAGUGUUAUUUCUUUGGGCAUAUUGGCAGGCCAUUUUUACUCCUCCAGGCAGGCCUUCGCGAGAAGUAUAGACAGAUAUGUCAUUUUAAAUCAUAUGUAAAUUUUUAUUUUCAGUUUUAUUUGUCUCCAAGUGAUGAAGCUGCUUUGAGUCGUGAAGACAAUGAGUCAGCUCAAUCAGAAAUAUUUAAAGAGCGAAGUAAACAUCUCCCGAUUUAUUGUCGAAAUAUGUUAGGAGAGAUUCGAUAUUGUGAAAAAUGUAAUUGUAUCAAACCUGAUCGAUGUCAUCAUUGCUCAGUGUGCGGUCACUGUGUGCUCAAAAUGGAUCAUCAUUGCCCAUGGUCAACCCUCGAAUCUUUUCGUACACCAUAUUUUCAAAGUGGCCCAGACAAAGAUGCUUACAAUCUUGGUAAAUUAGCAAAUUUCAAAGAAGUUUUCGGUGAAAAUAAGAAUCUUUGGGUUCUGCCUGUUUUUACAAGUGCUGGGGAUGGUGUUGUAUUUCCAAUGCGAGUUUCGUCGCAAAACGGCACUAACUACCAUACGAUGGAAGCGCCACCUGUUCAACAGGACGAAUUGGAUCAAAGUGUUGAAAGUAAAGGUGACGGAACAAACUUUCCGAUUCGAACAAUAGAUGAAGAUUAUGAUUCUUUACUUGGACAACGACAAAGAUGGAUGGAGGCGGGAAAUAAUGAAGCUCACGACAACAACGCUAUGAAUACCAGUAUGUAA
This is a messenger RNA of Dimorphilus gyrociliatus, 986 nucleotides long. The record is from the annotation of a GenBank genome assembly. Lineage: Eukaryota; Metazoa; Annelida; Polychaeta; Dinophilidae.